UUUAAUAAUAUAAAAAGAAAUCAAAAUAUUUCUAAUCACAAAAAAGAAUAAUACUUAAAAAAAUAUAGUUUAUAAAUGUCUGAUUUUCCUGAAUUUAAAUGUGCUGAUAGAAUCGAAUAAACUUGCAAUCCAAUUCGUAACUACGUUGAAAAAGUAAUUCCAAAUAUAAAUAUUGAAGAAUUUAAGAAUAGUCGUCCAGCUUAGAACUUAAAUCUAACUCUAGGAGACCCAACAGCAUUUGAAGAAUUUAAAACAGAUCCUAAAAUAUUAGAACUAUGUGCUAAAGGAGUAGGUAAAAUAGAUGGUUAUACUGAUUUUUAAGGCAAGCUAGAAAUAAGAUAGACUUUGGCUUAAAAAUAUUAAUUCAAUAAUGGUAUCAAAAUAACUGAAAACGAAAUUUUUUUAACUGCUGGAUGUUCAAUGGGAAUUUAUAUAUCUUUAACUGUAUUAGCAAAUCCAGGAGAUAAUUUUUUAUUUCCUUCUCCUAGUUUUCCCUUGAUAGUUACUAUGGCUUCUAGUAUGGGAAUUAAUGUAAAAUUUUAUAAUUUAAUUGAAGAAAAAGACUGGGAAGCUAAUUUAGAAUAGAUGGAUUAAUUAAUAGAUGAAAAAACAAGAUUUAUUUAUAUAUGUAAUCCUUCGAAUCCAUUAUCUUCUUUAUGGAAUAAAGAACAUUAGUUAGAAAUUUUAAAAUUAGCAUAAAAACAUAAUAAUUUACCUAUUGUUGCUGAUGAAACAUACGAGCAUAUGGUUUAUCCUGGAUUAAAAUAUUUCUCUUUUGGAGAGUUAACUGAAUAGGUUCCUGUUUUUAUUAUUUCUGGUUUAUCCAAAAGAUGGUUAGUUCCAGGAUGGAGAACUGCUUGGUUGAUUCUAGUUGGUAAAGAAGGUGUAUUUGAUGAAAUAAAAUAAGGAAUAAAAAAUAUUUUGAACUUUAUUUUAAUGCCUAAUACGAUUGUGGCAGGAAAUUAAGUAGAAAUAUUAAAUACUAGUAAUGAUUAUAUAGAUGAUAAAAUGAAAAAGUGCUAAGAAAGAUUUAUUUUAUUAAAAGAAUUAACUAAAAAUACUGUAGGAAUUAAGCUUAAGGAAUCAAAAGGAGCUUUUUAUUCCGUUAUUGCUAUUGAUUGUAAUAUUUUAAAAUUCGAAAAUUCUUAAGAAUUUGCUUCUAAGUUUUUAUAGGAAUAAAAUGUUGCAGUUUUUCCUGGGGAAUUGUUUUUUGGAAAGAAUUUUUUUAGAAUAGUACUUUGUUCGGAUUUAGAUGUUAUUAAAGAAUUAGCAAUUAGAUUAAAUAAAUUUUGUUUAAAAUAUUAAAGAUAGUAAUGAGUUUAUUAUAUUUAUUUUUUGUUUUUCUAAACUUUUUAUUUGUAGAUUGAAUUUAUUUAUUUAUUUU
This is a messenger RNA of Ichthyophthirius multifiliis, 1384 nucleotides long. RefSeq names its product tyrosine aminotransferase, putative. Gene Ontology annotation, molecular function: transaminase activity; pyridoxal phosphate binding. The transcript is spliced from 3 exons. Gene Ontology annotation, biological process: amino acid metabolic process; biosynthetic process. The record is from RefSeq and is a predicted model, not a curated record. NCBI's taxonomy places the organism in Eukaryota, Ciliophora, Oligohymenophorea, Hymenostomatida.